Messenger RNA from Talaromyces amestolkiae, 999 nucleotides. RefSeq lists its product as uncharacterized. Gene Ontology annotation, molecular function: GTPase activity; GTP binding. NCBI's taxonomy places the organism in Eukaryota, Fungi, Ascomycota, Eurotiomycetes, Eurotiales, Trichocomaceae. The record is from RefSeq and is a predicted model, not a curated record. The transcript is spliced from 4 exons. The coding region runs from base 1 to 999 and encodes 332 amino acids. Gene Ontology annotation, biological process: regulation of exit from mitosis. Gene Ontology annotation, cellular component: spindle pole body.
AUGGACGCCGAUCCGAACUCCGAGGUUGCUCCUUCGACCUCUUUGGAGCCAGAACGCGAAAUAAAUGAGACCACUGGUCAGCCUUUUAUGAACAAUCAGGAUAUCCCAGAAACUACAGAGACUACAGAAGUUACAGAGUCAACUGUUGUCGACGGCACACGCGAUGCUGGCUACAACCACGAGGAAGCAGCUCACCAAAACACGUACCCUACCGAAUUCACGUCAUCGCAACAAAACUAUUUCCCCGCGGAAGAUGAGCAAAAUUCAUCUCGAUUUAGCUCCCCGACCAUGUCAUAUCAGCAGAAUCCUCAGCAAUCGGCCUCACGACCUGGUUCUGGGUUGUCAAGUGGGGGAGAACGAUAUGGCUAUCCCAGCUCACAAGCUGAACAAGCCCAGAAGCAAGCUGCCGUGCCGUCAAAAAACAGUGUUGUUAUCAAGGUUGGAAUGGUAGGAGAUGCUCAAAUAGGUAAAACCAGUUUGAUGGUCAAAUAUGUUGAAGGUAGCUGGGACGAGGACUAUAUUCAGACAUUAGGUGUCAACUUCAUGGAGAAGACUAUUUCGAUUCGGAAUACAGAAAUUACGUUCUCGAUUUGGGAUCUGGGCGGACAACGCGAGUUCGUUAAUAUGCUUCCUCUGGUCUGUAACGAUGCAGUUGCCAUUCUGUUCAUGUUCGACCUCACACGCAAGAGCACCCUCAAUUCUAUCAAGGAAUGGUAUCGCCAGGGUCGCGGCUUCAAUAAAACUGCCAUCCCUUUCCUCAUCGGCACGAAAUAUGAUCAUUUUGUGAACUUUCCCCGCGAGGACCAAGAGGAGAUAUCUUUACAGGCCAAGCGAUAUGCCAAAGCCAUGAGAGCCAGUUUGAUUUUCAGCAGUACUAGCCACAGUAUCAAUGUCCAAAAGAUUUUCAAAAUCGUACUCAGCAAAGCCUUUGACCUCAAAUGCACUAUUCCCGAGAUCGAAAAUAUCGGCGAGCCCCUAUUACUAUACAAAUCUGUAUAG